AGCCUGAAGAGGAAAUGAGCGAAAUAUUAUUAAUGGCUGAAAAACCAGAAGACUUCCCAUUUGACGCUCAGCAUAUUGCGACAGAGACACAAAAAGAUAAAACACUGUCUCAAAUAAUUCAUUAUGUCCUACGAGGGUGGCCUACAAGAGUAAGGGAGCCAGAGCUACAUACCUACUGGCUACAUCGCUCUGAAUUAUCAUUACAAGAUGGCUGUCUUUUGCUAGGUAAUCGCGUAGUGGUACCGCCACCUUUGCGUGAAGCUACGUUACGAGCAUUGCAUAAGAUGCAUAGUGGAAUUGUGCAGACCAAAGCACUAGCAAGAAGUUACGUUUGGUGGCCAUAUUUAAAUGAAAAUAUAGAGGCACUAGUGAGUCAAUGCAACAAAUGUCUGGAACAUCGGCAUAUGCCACCUAGAACACAGCACGAAUGGAUAACACCUACUAGACCUUGGUCCAGGAUUCACAUAGACUUCGCUGGCCCUUUUCAGAACAAAAAUUUUUUGAUCAUCGUGGACGCGUACUCAAGAUGGCCUGAAGUAUUUAUCGUUAACAAUAUGACCUCGGCGACGGUCAUCCGACACCUACGAACAGUCUUCGCGACACAUGGUCUGUGUGAGAUAUUGGUGUCUGACAAUGGUACAGCUUUUGUGUCUGAAGAAAUGAGGCAGUUUUUAGACUCCAACAAAAUAAGACACAUUACCACAGCACCAUAUCACCCUGCUACCAACGGAUUGGCUGAAAGGAUGGUCCAGACUGUAAAAGAUAAAAUACGUAAAAUGGAUUACCUAACAUGGGAUGUGAAGAUACCCAAUAUGCUACUAGGUCUCAGAGCAACACCUUGUGCUGGAACACAAAAGAGUCCUGCAGAGCUCUUGAUGAAUCGGAGGAUACGUACCUUACUGGAUACCCUACAUCCAGACCAUAUACAACGAAGAAGAACCGAUAAACAAAUACAUGUCAAUUGUCAGAGACGGAACAGAGAGACUAAUGUUGGUUGUAAAAUAAGAUACCGAAACUAUGCCUCUGGUCCAAACUGGUUACCUGGAGUUAUAGUGGAGAAAACGGGUCCAUCCAGUUAUAAAGUGCAGACAGAAGGUGGGCUUAUCAUCGACAGGCAUAUUGAUCAAAUUAUAAAAAUCACAUCACAUGAUAAGGACUCAUCUCAUGAUACGGAUGGAGGGAGAGAUUCUAAUAUCUCGAGAAACGAUGAGUCGCCAGAUAUUAUAGAAAUUCCUAGUGAAGAAUCUUGGGCUGAGAUGUUAGGAAUACCAAAAAAUUAAAUUGUUAUUUUGAUUUAUAUUUAUUGAAUGCUGCUUACAUUGUAUUGUUUAGAAAAUUACUUUUUUGGGUUCAAUAUUAUUGAUGAUGUGAA
Aricia agestis (brown argus) is the source of this 1372-nucleotide messenger RNA. RefSeq lists its product as uncharacterized. Gene Ontology annotation, biological process: DNA integration. The record is from RefSeq and is a predicted model, not a curated record. NCBI's taxonomy places the organism in Eukaryota, Metazoa, Arthropoda, Insecta, Lepidoptera, Lycaenidae. The coding region runs from base 15 to 1280 and encodes 421 amino acids. Gene Ontology annotation, molecular function: nucleic acid binding. The transcript has a single exon.